GGUGAGGUCAUGCGGCACAACAUGGAGACAGGUAAAGGUGAGACAUUGAGGCCUGGGAGGACCAAUGACUGACUUCUGCCAAGCAAAGCUCCACUGGCAGUGAGGAGGGACUCCAGCCCAAUGAUCCAUUCUAAUCAGCAGACUUUCAACUCAACAAAAAGACCUGAGCCACUAUUAUACAUCAUCUGUUUUUGUGAGACUCUCUUCCGAACAAUGCACAUAAGGAUACACAUUGCUCUGCCACUUCUUGGAUAAUAGAAUUUAUUUAUCAGCUGAUUCAUGAAAUGAUUAUAAUUAUGUCAGAGUCCUUUGGAUCGAUUUACUCUGUUAAGACGAGUCACAAUAUGGCUUGUAAUCUAAAGUGAACAAUGCUGGAUCCAUAGCGGCUUCUUCCUGCUCCACUGCAGCACUGUAAUCCUCGUGACUGGUAUUGACCCACCGGACCUCUAGUUUUCCCACUCCACCCUCCUUCCCUUUAGAAGCUCAGGCCCUGGAUGAGGGUUAGAGGGGAGGUCGGCACUUUGCCAUGGCUCAUUUGUCUGACACGGCACGCAAAGACAUGACGAAUGGGGCUCAUCCCAGUGCCCAGCCAGGGCCCUCGGGCACUUCUACUCUACCACGCUACCUGCACAGAAAGCAGCAGCGCCAGAGAGGAGUGAGAUCUUCCUCUCCUAUGGGCAGGGUCAUCCUCAUCAAUGCACCUGUCGAUGGUGGGGAUGACAGUGAAGACAUCCACACAAUUACUGUGGACAAAAGUGAGGAUGGCAGGCUGGGCUUCAGUGUGCGGGGAGGCUCUGAACAUGGCCUGGGAAUCUUUGUCAGCAAGGUGGAGGAUGACAGCUCUGCAGAGUUGGCAGGCCUGUGUGUUGGGGAUAAGCUGGUCGAGGUGAAUGGUAUAAGUCUGGAGAGCAUCACCAUGAGCAGUGCAGUAAAAGUCCUGACAGGAAACAAUCGUCUGCGCAUGGUAGUAAGACGUGUGGGGAAGGUGCCUGGUAUCCGCUAUUCAAAAGAGAAGACUACAUGGCUGGACCCUGGUGGCCUGGCAGAGCAAAAUGGAAUUAAAAUGGGGGAUCAAAUUCUGGCAGCCAAUGGAGUGAGUUUUGAGGACAUCACACACAGCAAUGCAGUAGAAGUGCUAAAGAGUCACACUCACGUGAUGCUGACUAUCAAGGAGGCUGGCCGAUAUCCUGCUUACAAGGAGAUGGUGGCGGAGUACAGCUGGCUUAAUAAAUUGGCUAAUGGAGACCAGCCCUCUUCCUCCCAGGGUUCAGACUCCUACUCCUCCACUUCCUCUCUCUCCUCUGGGACGCCGGUCAGCUCUCUCAGUGGCCUCUCGCAGGUCAUGUUCCCUCCUAUAUUUGGCUCAGAGAUGGUGGAUGUCUGUAUCUCCACCGAGGACCGCUCACGCCGGCCCAGCUCUGAACGGAUAGAGACCGCCAUGCAGACUGACCCGCUGGAACCUGACACCACAUCAAAAUCUAGUAGGGUCAUAAACACAGAAACCAGCCGAACGGUUGGUGAAACUGUCCUGUUAAAAGACACAGUGAUCCGCAGUGGGACUGCCAAAUCUCGGACAAGGACCUUCUCUGCUGGGGAUAAAGAGACUCUGGACUCUCCUAAAACGGCAGUCCUGAUGGCUCUCAGCAAGCCUCGGAAACCCAUCCGCCGAUCCCAGAGUCACAUCACUGUGUCAGAGGACAAGCAGAAGAAAAAGAAGCAUCAAAAGGACAAGGUAGAGAUGGAGGGAAACACCCUGCAGCGCUCCAAAACCUUUGUCAGCUUGCUCUUUAAAAGCGGACGCAGGAGGGAAAGGUCGUCCUCCAAAGACAGGAAGGACAAAGGGACAGGGGACGGACACAGAGGAAGAUCCAAAUCCCCGAAACAUUUAGAUAACGAACCGGGUAAAGAGCGGGGUCGACCCAUAAUUAACCUGUUGAGUUCUCCCAGAGAGACUCGUGCUGGUAUGAGGGAGCACAGCCCCAUCCCCAGCCCAGAGACCAUGGCCAUGUUGGAGGAUAUGGCCUGCAAGCUGCUCAACGCGGAUGAGGUGGCGGCUGUCAUGAGACACUGUAAAAGGUUUCUAGUUGAGCGUGUGGUUGAGGAUCUGGUGCGCCCCCUGCUGGCCAUCUUGGACAAGCCUGAGAAGCUUCUGCUGCUGAGGGAGGUUAGAAUGAUCAUCCCUCCCACAGAUCUGGGCCGUUUUGACAGUAUGGUUUUGCCCUUUGAGCUUGAAACCUAUGACAUACUAAAAAAACGCUCUGUAAGGUCUCCUGUCCUGCGUUCUCCUCGUCAUGGUGGAACACCCCGUCGCCAUCUAAUAACUCCCAUCCCAGAUUAUCGGGGUGGAUUCCACCUUCAGCCGGUACAGGAUCUGGAGAGAGAACGGCAGCUCAUCAAAGAUCUGGAACGGAUGCGUUUGGCAGGUUUACCGACUGGACGGCUUCCUCCUCCUCGAGCUUUCACACCACUCUUGGAUGUACCAGUGGACACUUACAUCACAGACUCGCUCCGUAAUCAUUCACUGAGUCCUGCUCGGCCCAGCUGGACACACUCAGAGUCUCCUCACGGCACGGAACGCAUCGGACGCUCCCCCCAGAGAAGAGACAACGGUGUCCUCAGGACAUCACACCAUGACUCUUUAUCCAGCAGGGGUGAUUCUAUCCCAGUGCGAGGGAGAUCCCCUUAUAGGAAUGGUCAUCGAAUGAAAACAGACAAAUCCCAGAAUGGUAAAGAGGUAAAGCAUACCGUAAUGAGUGCACACCGCCGGAGUAGGACACCAUUGACCCAGGUUUUUGCGCCCAGCUCGGAUCAGGACUGGAAAGAACCAGUGAAUGGACAUUCAGACAGCCAAGAAACCCCACCAGAGCAGGAGUAUGAACUAACCACAGUUACUAUCUCUAAGACCAAACAGUCCCUUGGAAUAAGCAUCUCAGGUGGGAUUGAGUCAAAGGUGCAGCCAAUGGUGAAGAUAGAGAAGAUCUUUCCAGGAGGAGCAGCAUCUACUAGUAAUGUUCUGAAGGAGAUCUGGUGUCAGGCUCAAAACCCCUCAGUUGCCAAGAACAUCCACUCAUCUCUGGCCUCCAGCUGGACUUGCCGCGAGAGGCUCUUCAGAACGGCUAUCUUCACUGAGCUCUGCAGAUUAACAGGCCUGCAGAGGGAAAGUGUGGAGCGCCCUGUUGACAUGCUUCCUGUUCCUGUUGUCUAA
Messenger RNA from Sinocyclocheilus rhinocerous, 3205 nucleotides. RefSeq lists its product as uncharacterized. The transcript is spliced from 16 exons. Gene Ontology annotation, biological process: auditory receptor cell stereocilium organization; sensory perception of sound. The coding region runs from base 527 to 3205 and encodes 892 amino acids. The record is from RefSeq and is a predicted model, not a curated record. Gene Ontology annotation, cellular component: cilium; stereocilia ankle link complex; plasma membrane. Gene Ontology annotation, molecular function: protein binding. Lineage: Eukaryota; Metazoa; Chordata; Actinopteri; Cypriniformes; Cyprinidae.